Molecule: messenger RNA, 2251 nt
Organism: Ctenopharyngodon idella (grass carp)
Lineage: Eukaryota; Metazoa; Chordata; Actinopteri; Cypriniformes; Xenocyprididae
Exons: 3
Coding region: 79-2205 (708 amino acids)
Source: RefSeq, a predicted model, not a curated record
AGUUAUGGUAAACAGAAGCUCAAGCGUGCUUGAGUUUUUCUUCUGUUACGCAUCACGUUUGAGCUUCAGCAAGAACCAAUGAGGUUCAUUCUCGUGUUACGCAUCACGUUUGAGCUUCAGCAAGAACCAGUGAGGUUCAUUCUCGUGUUACGCAUCACGUUUGAGCUUCAGCAAGAACCAAUGAGGUUCAUUCUCGUGUUACGCAGCACGUUUGAGCUUCAGCAAGAACCAAUGAGGUUCAUUCUCGUGUUACGCAUCACAUAUGAGCUUCAGAAAGAACCAAUGAGGUUCAUUCUCGUGUUACGCAGCACGUUUGAGCUUCCGCAAGAACCAAUGAGGUUCAUUCUCGUGUUACGCAUCACGUUUGAGCUUCAGCAAGAACCAAUGAGGUUCAUUCUCGUGUUACGCAGCACGUUUGAGCUUCAGAAAGAACCAAUGAGGUUCAUUCUCGUGUUACGCAUCACGUUUGAGCUUCAGCAAGAACCAAUGAGGUUCAUUCUCGUGUUACGCAUCACAUAUGAGCUUCAGAAAGAACCAAUGAGGUUCAUUCUCGUGUUACGCAUCACGUUUGAGCUUCAGCAAGAACCAAUGAGGUUCAUUCUCGUGUUACGCAUCACGUUUGAGCUUCAGCAAGAACCAAUGAGGUUCAUUCUCGUGUUACGCAUCACGUUUGAGCUUCAACAAGAACCAAUGAGGUUCAUUUUCGUGUUACGCAGCACGUUUGAGCUUCCGCAAGAACCAAUGAGGUUCAUUCUCGUGUUACGCAGCACGUUUGAGCUUCCGCAAGAACCAAUGAGGUUCAUUCUCGUGUUACGCAGCACGUUUGAGCUUCCGCAAGAACCAAUGAGGUUCAUUCUCGUGUUACGCAGCACGUUUGAGCUUCAGCAAGAACCAAUGAGGUUCAUUCUCGUGUUACGCAGCACGUUUGAGCUUCAGCAAGAACCAAUGAGGUUCAUUCUCGUGUUACGCAGCACGUUUGAGCUUCAGCAAGAACCAAUGAGGUUCAUUCUCGUGUUACGCAUCACAUAUGAGCUUCAGAAAGAACCAAUGAGGUUCAUUCUCGUGUUACGCAGCACGUUUGAGCUUCCGCAAGAACCAAUGAGGUUCAUUCUCGUGUUACGCAUCACGUUUGAGCUUCAGCAAGAACCAAUGAGGUUCAUUCUCGUGUUACGCAUCACGUUUGAGCUUCAGCAAGAACCAAUGAGGUUCAUUCUCGUGUUACGCAUCACGUUUGAGCUUCAACAAGAACCAAUGAGGUUCAUUUUCGUGUUACGCAGCACGUUUGAGCUUCCGCAAGAACCAAUGAGGUUCAUUCUCGUGUUACGCAGCACGUUUGAGCUUCCGCAAGAACCAAUGAGGUUCAUUCUCGUGUUACGCAGCACGUUUGAGCUUCCGCAAGAACCAAUGAGGUUCAUUCUCGUGUUACGCAGCACGUUUGAGCUUCCGCAAGAACCAAUGAGGUUCAUUCUCGUGUUACGCAGCACAUUUGAGCUUCCGCAAGAACCAAUGAGGUUCAUUCUCGUGUUACGCAGCACGUUUGAGCUUCAGCAAGAACCAAUGAGGUUCAUUCUCGUGUUACGCAGCACAUUUGAGCUUCCGCAAGAACCAAUGAGGUUCAUUCUCGAGUUACGCAUCACGUUUGAGCUUCAGCAAGAACCAAUGAGGUUCAUUCUCGUGUUACGCAGCACGUUUGAGCUUCAGCAAGAACCAAUGAGGUUCAUUCUCGAGUUACGCAUCACGUUUGAGCUUCAGCAAGAACCAAUGAGGUUCAUUCUCGUGUUACGCAGCACGUUUGAGCUUCAGCAAGAACCAAUGAGGUUCAUUCUCGUGUUACGCAGCACAUUUGAGCUUCCGCAAGAACCAAUGAGGUUCAUUCUCGAGUUACGCAGCACAUUUGAGCUUCCGCAAGAACCAAUGAGGUUCAUUCUCGAGUUACGCAUCACGUUUGAGCUUCAGCAAGAACCAAUGAGGUUCAUUCUCGUGUUACGCAGCACGUUUGAGCUUCAGCAAGAACCAAUGAGGUUCAUUCUCGUGUUACGCAGCACAUUUGAGCUUCCGCAAGAACCAAUGAGGUUCAUUCUCGAGUUACGCAGCACAUUUGAGCUUCCGCAAGAACCAAUGAGGUUCAUUCUCGAGUUACGCAGCACGUUUGAGCUUCAGCAAGAACCAAUGAGGUUCAUUUUGAGCUUCCGCAAGAACCGAUGAGGUUUGUUCUCGCAUAUCAAGCAGGUUAGGUUGAGCUUCUGUUUAU